Tachysurus fulvidraco (yellow catfish) is the source of this 3094-nucleotide messenger RNA. It is a transcript of the gene cpne1, whose product is annotated as copine I. NCBI's taxonomy places the organism in Eukaryota, Metazoa, Chordata, Actinopteri, Siluriformes, Bagridae. The transcript is spliced from 16 exons. Gene Ontology annotation, molecular function: calcium-dependent phospholipid binding. Bases 158 to 1762 code for a protein of 534 amino acids. Gene Ontology annotation, cellular component: plasma membrane. The record is from RefSeq and is a predicted model, not a curated record. Gene Ontology annotation, biological process: cellular response to calcium ion; regulation of canonical NF-kappaB signal transduction; positive regulation of tumor necrosis factor-mediated signaling pathway.
CCGCGUGUGCGUUCGAGUCUGACCAAUAAUAUCACGCGUGUGUGCAUCGCUCGCCUCUGGGCCACACCUUUGUUCUUCCGCAGCAGCUUUGGCACAGGAACGCUUCGACUGGACCUGCUACUGCGGACAGGACGUUGUUUUUGUGCAAAUAAUCAAGAUGGCGAACCAGUAUGUGACCAAGAUUGAACUCUCCGUAUCCUGCAAAAACCUUCUAGACAAAGAUAUUGGAUCAAAAUCGGACCCACUAUGUAUUCUGCAGCAGAGUGUUGGGACUGACCAAUGGACAGAGGUGGACCGCACAGAGAAAGUGAAGAACUGCCAGGACCCAGAGUUUUCUAAAAGACUGUGCAUCGAUUACUCUUUUGAGAAGGUGCAAAAAAUUAAGCUGUUGGUCUACGACAUUGACAACAAAUCUGUUGAUCUAAAAGAUGAUGACUUCUUGGGAGGUUUUGAGUGUACCCUUGGCCAGAUUGUGUCAAGUAAGAAGAUUACCAAUCCCCUAAUGCUCAAACCAGGCAAACCAGCAGGCAAAGGCACAAUAACGGUUGUCGCAGACGAAGUGAAGGAUAAUCGAGCCAUUGUGCUGGAAGCUGAAGCCAGAAACCUGGACAAGAAGGAUCUGUUUGGCAAAUCUGAUCCUUUCCUGGAGUUCUUUAAGCAAGCUGAUGAUGGCACAUGGCAGCUAGUCCACAGGACUGAGGUCAUUAAGAAUAAUUUGAACCCAUCUUGGAAAAAAUUCACAGUUUCUUUACAUACAUUCUGCAGCGGAGACCUGAACAAGCCAAUUAAGGUCCACUGCUUUGAUUAUGAUAAUGAUGGCACACAUGAUCUCAUUGGCGUUUUUCAAACUAAAGUGGCCGAGCUUCUGAAAGUAGACAGUGGAUCUGCGGUGGAGUUUGAAUGUAUUCAUCCGGAGAAGCAGAAGAAGAAAAAGAGCUACAAGAAUUCCGGCGUUGUCCGUUUCAAAUACUGCAAGAUAGAGACACAGUACUCAUUCAUUGACUAUGUGAUGGGGGGUUGCCAGAUUAAUUUCACGGUAGGUAUUGACUUUACCGGCUCUAACGGAGACCCUCGCUCAGCGGAUUCGCUUCACUACCUCAGUUCUAAUGGGGUGAACCAGUAUCUUGAUGCAAUCUGGUCUGUGGGCCUCGUGAUCCAGGAUUAUGACGUAGAUAAAUUGUUUCCUGCUUUUGGGUUUGGUGCUCAGGUGCCUCCAAAUUUUGAGGUGUCACACGAGUUUCCUCUAAAUUUUAAUCCCAGUAACCCUUACUGCAAAGGAGUGGAGGGCAUCAUACAGGCAUAUCGCAGUGUUCUCCCACAGCUGCGUCUGUACGGCCCAACUAACUUUUCUCCCAUUAUCAAUCAUGUGGCUCGUAUCGCUGCAACAGCAGCUCAGCAGCCAAAUGCAGGGCAAUAUUUUGUUCUAUUAAUCAUAACUGAUGGAGAGAUUACAGAUCUGGACCAGACAAAGCAGGCAAUCGUGAACAGCUCCAAGCUCCCCAUGUCCAUCAUUAUUGUGGGUGUUGGUGAGGCAGACUUUAAGGCCAUGGAAGUACUAGAUGGAGAUAAUGGUGUCCUUAAAUCUCCCAGUGGAGAACCAGCGACAAGAGAUAUAGUACAGUUUGUGCCUCUCAGACAAUUUGCCAAGGGCCCGAAAGAAGCUUUGGCCCAAAGCGUUCUUGCUGAAGUGCCUAAUCAGUUGGUGUCCUACUUCAGGAUGAGGAACCUGAGCCCUGUCAAUCCUCCUGCUCCUAGAAAAUAGAAGCAGAUGUAUGUAGGAUCAGGAGGACCACCAGGUUCAGGGGAGAAAUCAUUAUAAAGAAUAUAUGCAGUGGUUUAUGUAAUGAAUACAAUGAAUGGCACAGUAGCCUUCAUUAGCCAUAUUUUCUGUUAACCUUUUCUAUUAUUUCAUUGUAUUUACACUUUCCCGUUAAACUUUCUUCAAAUGUCACAGCGAUCAUCAGUGGUGGUUUUUGAGUUCUGAAUUAUAGACUUGGAAAUGGAUUAUUGGAUCCUUCUCUAUUUUGUUCAUGCAAAACAUCGUUAUGUGUUUUAAAUCUGUUUGGUCUGUUUGUUCUUCCAUCUUUUUGGUGAACUUCAUGGCUCUUCUGGAUGUGUCAAAUUUUUGGAUCCACAUCUGACUUCACAGUGCAGAUGCCUUCAGCAUUCCAGCUUCAAGACAUUUUAAAGUGUAUAGGUUAACUGCUCAGUAUAUCAUACACGUGUAAUUGCAGCUUCAACAUUUCUAGGAUGUUCAUUGUGAAAAGCAGUUGGUACCUUCCCCACAUGCUGCACUGCUCAACAAAUGCAUAAGGGAGCAAGAAUGUAUUGCUGGAAUUUCUAUUGAUUUUUAUACAGUACCCUGCUUAAUGUCAGUUUUCACAGCUAAAUGCAGUGUGGUGUAGAAUACUUUUUUUAUAUAGUACUUAAUUUUCAAGAACCAAUUUAAAUUAGUCACAUUUGUGGCAUGACAAAUUAAUCUUAUUUAACAUAAAGUAUGUUAGUCAUUUUCAGAAUGUAAUAUAGCUGUAGGAUUGCCUACAGAUAUAGGACUCUUGGAUGCUGGCCUAAAACUAAUGCUUUUUUCAGUUCAUUUAUAGCAUUUAUGUUAAAUGUUUAUCAUGUUUAACAACCAAUUUCAAUGUGUAGUGAAAUCAGAGCUUUAUAAAAAAAAUUUUAUUGUAGUAAUGCUCUUCAUUUGACAAAUAUAAAUGCCAACUUUUAAACAUUUGUUGCAAUUCUAAAUCACUAUAGAUUCUGACAGAUUAUUUAAGUUUUUAAAGAAGUACCCUGUUUAGCUGCCUAAAGCAAAAUGUGUAUAAAUACCAGCUGCUUGUAUAGCUUAAGUUCUGCACUUUCCUUAAAUAAUUACCAGAACUGAAACAUCAGCACUGUGUCAGUCAGUAUACUAGUGCCAAUCCGUAUAUGCAAAUGUUUGCACCUUUACAUGCCUUAAUCAAAUUGUUAGAUAUAUUACACACAAUAUAGUUGAACUUUUACAAGAUACUAUACUAAUAAUGCUUGUUUGGUAGAUGCCUGAAAUAGCAGUUGCUAGAGGAGGUCCUUUUUGCCGAUAGUGUCUUUCUCUUAAGGC